Molecule: messenger RNA, 285 nt
Organism: Aspergillus calidoustus
Lineage: Eukaryota; Fungi; Ascomycota; Eurotiomycetes; Eurotiales; Aspergillaceae
Source: the annotation of a GenBank genome assembly
AUGUGGCAACACGAAAGGAGUGACAGCUCUGGGUUUGAAAGUGGACAAGCUGUCCUUGGUGGCGGAGUUUUUGUCCCUGGCCUCUCGAACAUACUGUACUGCUACGAGUCGAGGACAAGUACCAGCGGCAGCCGACUUAGUGCUGAAGGUAAUCAACUAGUAGAGAGACAACUUUCUGAAGACCUUCCUGCCCUCUCUGUGAGCAUACGGACUCAAGUUAUCCCUAGCUGCAAUGCAGGCUAUUAUAAUCUACAUGGGCGACGAACAUACCCCAGAAUUGUAUGA